AUGCCGCUCUUCCACCGUGACUCAACUGCGAGCUCCUCCUCAGGGCGGAGCUACGAAGAACCCCCCGAGGCGCGAUCGCACUCGGGCCUCUUCUCCAGUCGCUCUUCUCAUUCCACUCGAACAUCAGUCUCCUCGGGCUCGGCAUCUUCGACCACCAACUCCCGCCGUCAUGGUCUUCUCCACAGGUCGCACGAGGACCCUUCCAUCAUGGCAGCACGGGAACAGGUUCUUCGAGCGGAGCAUGCGGAACGUGAAGCCGACAAGGCCCUCCUGUUGUCGAGAAAAGCCGUGAAGGAGGCAAGGGAUCAUGUCAAGCACCUCGAGCGCGAAGCAGCUGAGGAAGCGCGUCUGGCCCGCAUCAAGCAAGACCAGGCGAAAUCUAUUUCCAAGAGAGCCAAGCCCCUUGGACGUAAGUAA
This is a messenger RNA of Penicillium diatomitis, 417 nucleotides long. RefSeq lists its product as uncharacterized. The transcript has 2 exons. Lineage: Eukaryota; Fungi; Ascomycota; Eurotiomycetes; Eurotiales; Aspergillaceae. The coding region runs from base 1 to 417 and encodes 138 amino acids. The record is from RefSeq and is a predicted model, not a curated record.